GGCGAAGUCGCCGCCUCGGCCGAGGCCCCAGCGGCAGACGGAGGCUCUCCCUCCGCCGCCAGCUACGCCCGGUCAGGCAAGCAACGCCGGGCAGCCCCCAGCGCGCGCCGAGACAGAGGAGGACGACGUGACGAUCUAUGUGAAGAGCUUCUUCGAGACGCCGGUGGGGCACGACGCGGUCGACAUCAGCCUCGGUGCAGGCGUCGCCCACUUCCGCUCGAUCGUGGCGACGACCGCCCGGACGCCCAGUGAGGACGGGGUGCUGGCUUUUGGGUCGAGGGUGAUCCAUGGCGACGGAGCGAACCUCGCGAGUGUGGGGCUCGGCGACGGCAGCACGUCGAAGAGCCCGAAACACCGCCCUCGGCGUGGACUUGCCGGGGCUGAGUUCUUCAAUUGCGGCAUCCCGAAUCCGUUCCUCGCGGAUGUCGGAUCCAGCAUCGAGGGCAGCGACGAGUACGAUGGGGACGACGAACUGGACAGCGGCGAGGGGGUGCAGCCUGCCGAUCACCGG
This is a messenger RNA of Prorocentrum cordatum, 511 nucleotides long. Lineage: Eukaryota; Dinophyceae; Prorocentrales; Prorocentraceae. The record is from the annotation of a GenBank genome assembly.